Symbiodinium pilosum is the source of this 477-nucleotide messenger RNA. The record is from the annotation of a GenBank genome assembly. NCBI's taxonomy places the organism in Eukaryota, Dinophyceae, Suessiales, Symbiodiniaceae.
AUGCGCGCUCGUCUGUUCCUCCGAGCGCUGCUGGCCCUGGCAGGCACUAUAGGCCUGGCUGCAGGGGGUCAGCUUCGGAGCUCUUCUCAGGCCCAGGCCAAAGAGCUGGCCCUGGCGAACGCGACGAAGGCAGUCGCCGAACAGCCCAUUGUACACAUACUUAGGCGGCCUGAGUCCUUAGCUGGGAAGCUUGUAGCGCCGGAUUUUCCAGCCAAGCAGAAGGCCAGCGACCCGUUCCAAGUCGCCACAUCCGACGGCAACGUGACCUUUUCGAAUGAUCUUGGCCCCCAGACUUCCGAGCCUGACGCUGGAGUCGGGCUAAAGCCUCUCUUCAUUAUCUUCGUAGCUGCGAUCUUCUUCGCCAUCCUAGUGGCAGUGUGUGUGAUUCUGCCCCGCCUGCAGGGUGUUACAUUGGGCAUCGCCGGCAGCCUGGAACACAGUUGGCGUCACUCCGACCGCACGAAGUCGGUCGAAUAG